Messenger RNA from Esox lucius (northern pike), 7676 nucleotides. RefSeq names its product neurexin 2a (gene nrxn2a). The coding region runs from base 966 to 5915 and encodes 1649 amino acids. The record is from RefSeq and is a predicted model, not a curated record. Lineage: Eukaryota; Metazoa; Chordata; Actinopteri; Esociformes; Esocidae. The transcript is spliced from 21 exons.
GGAGUCAAAGAUGCUGCUGUUGCCUUCAGUGCGGUGAAGGAUCACAACCAUUGUGUAGUCCGCGGAUUCAGGUGGAUUGGCUUGGUUCAUUACUGCAUGCCUGAAGCCUAUGCCUACGGAAGACGGAGAAGUCUGCAGCAUUUCACCUUCAUGCUCUGUAAAUAUUCUAGAAGACCGCAGGAAUUCUGCCGCGAACACCGGGAUAAUUCUAACCAACCACGUUGUCUGUCUUUCGGGUGUUGAAGCGAAGAAUAAUGCACAGAGCAGUGGGACACUGAGGAAGAUGCGGCCUGCACCUGUUUCUGCUGGGCUCUGUGCCUAGCUAACUCCUGGAGACCAGACUGGACUGCUGCUGGAAGGACGCCAGGAUAUUUGGUUGAUAAGCAAAGGGAAGAGGAACUGAAAGCAUUGACAUUUUUUUGUUGGUUUGUCCUGUUUUUGACCUGUCGCCUUAAUCAGCUCUCUUCGACAAACUGCAGCAAUCCCCACUUACUUGAUUUUGUAAAUGUGCUAAUUCCUAGACUCCUAAACCGUUAUGUACUAGUUCUUCUCAUAAAGGUUAUGCACUAGUUUCUAGAUUCCUAGACAUAGCUUAUGCACUAGUUUCUAGAUUCCUAGACAUAGGUAUAUGCGCUAGUUCCUUGUUUCUUGAAGUGUCAUUUCCUAUAUUUCUAAAGGGAUUUUACCAUGUCACCAGAAAACGUCUAGUAGAGAGUUCUCUGGAUAUUAGUGACACAAUUCGCCAUUUUUGGAAUUGUAUUCCCUUUUUAUUCACUCAAUGGAGAGGCUAAGAAGAGAAUCAGGAUAGACAGCCAAAGCUAAAUAGAAGCAUUGGAAUCAUAUCAUUUCUGUACACCUUAGGGAAAACACGACACCGCAGACUGGAGAUCAUUUCCACCUCUCUCAGCGGCGGUGGAUUAAAAGCAGCGAGACCUAGUUGGAGGGAUUAGGGCCAGAAGUUAAAGAUGAUAAGCGGCAAGGGGAGAUUUGAGGGCCGGUCCGUGUGGGCCCUGGUAUCGACCGGCCUGAUGUUGGCAGUCUUGGCCGCAGCACUGGAGUAUGAGGGAGUCCCCGGCCAGUGGGCGCGUUAUGGUCGCUGGGAGGCCAAGGUCACAGGCGAGCUGAGCUUCACCCUGAAGACCAACAUCACCAAGGGCCUGGUGCUGUACCUGGAUGACGGCGGCAACUGCGACUUCCUGGAGCUCCUGAUCACAGACGGCCGGCUGCACCUACGCUUCACCAUCCACUGCGCCGAGCCAGCCUCCCUGCACACGGAGACCCGCGUCGAUGACCAGCGCUGGCACCGCGUGCUGCUCAGCCGCAACUACAGGGAAACCCGCCUGGCGGUGGACAACGAGGAGAAGGCGGCUGAGGUCAAGUCCAAGCGGGGUGAGAUGGUGGUGGCCAGUGACCUUUACGUGGGCGGCAUCUCGCCGGACGUUCGACUCUCCGCCCUCACGUCUAGCACCGUGAAAUACGAGCCACCCUUCCGGGGCCUGAUUGUCAACCUGAAGCUCGGGGACUCCCUCCCUGUACUGUUGGACGGCCAGAGCGUUCAGAACGAUUUGGAAUACCUGUGUACUAAACAGAACCCCUGCAACAACAGAGGGGUCUGCUCCAUUCAGCUUGGUGAGGUCCUUUGUGACUGUACCAACACUGGCUACAAGGGAUACUACUGCCACGAAGUUGUCCAGAAAGCAGCGGAAGCCAAAUCAUCCCAAUCUGCACAAGAGGAGUCGGUGGCCACCUACAAAGGCAGCGAGUUCUUCAGCUACGACCUGUCUCAGACGCCCAUCCAGAGCAGCCUGGACGAGAUCACCCUCUCCUUUCGCACGCUGCAAAGGAAUGGCCUCCUGCUCCACACGGGGAAGUCGGCCGACUACGUCAACCUAUCCCUGCGGGGUGGGGCCGUCUGGCUGGUCAUUAACCUGGGGUCUGGGGCCUUCGAGGCCCUGGCCGAGCCCGCCAAUGGCAAGUUCAACGACAACGCCUGGCACGAAGUCCGCGUGACCCGGAACCUACGGCAGGUGACUAUCUCUGUAGACGGGAUCCUGACCACCUCCGGGUACACCCAGGAGGACUACACCAUGCUGGGAUCAGACGACCUGUUCUACAUCGGCGGGAGUCCCAACACAGCGGACCUCCCCGGCUCCCCGGUCAGCAACAACUUCAUGGGCUGCCUCAAAGAUGUGGUCUACAAGAACAACGAGUUCAGACUGGAACUGUCUCGUCUGGCCGCCGAGAAGGACCCGCAGAUCACCGUUCACGGCGACCUGACCUUCAGCUGCGAGGACGUGGCGGCCCUGGAGCCAGUGACCUUCGACACGCCCGCCUCCUACCUCACCCUCCCCAGAUGGAACACCAAGAAGACGGGAUCCAUCUCCUUCGACUUCCGCACCACGGAGCCCGGCGGACUGCUUCUGUUCAGCCGGGGGGACGGGCGGCCGCGGGGCACCGACCGGCAGCCAGACAGACAGCCGCGGGCCGACUACUUUGCCAUGGAGCUCCUGGACGGUUUCCUGUACCUGCUGAUGGACAUGGGCUCAGGCAGCAUCAAGAUGAAGGCCAGCAACAAGCGGGUGAACGACGGGGAGUGGUGCCACGUGGACUUCCAGAGAGAGGGGCGCAACGGCUUCAUCUCCGUGAACAGCCGCAGUGCUCCGUUCUCCGCCAACGAGGGCAGCGAGGUCUUAGACCUGGACGGGGACAUGUACCUCGGGGGUCUACCCGAGGACCGGGAGGGACUCGUCCUCCCACCAGAGGUCUGGACAGCGCCACUCAACCUGGGCUAUGUGGGCUGUGUGCGGGACCUGUUCAUCGAUGGGCGAAGCCGCGACCUGAGGAGGCUGGCCGAGAUACAGAGCGCCUCCGGCGUCAGCAGUUUCUGUACCAGGGAAACGCACAUCCGCUGUGGGAGGGACAUCUGUGCCAAUGGCGGCCAGUGCCGGGAGGGCUGGAACCGCCACGUGUGUGACUGCACCAGCACAGGCUACCUGGGCCCCAGCUGUGAGAACGAGGCCACGGUGCUGAGCUACGACGGCAGCAUGUACCUAAAGGUGACCCUGCCCGUGAGCAUGCACACGGAGGCCGAGGACGUGGCGCUGCGCUUCAUGUCCCAGAGGGCUUUCGGGCUGCUCGUGGCCACCACCUCCCAGGAAUCAGCGGACACCCUGCGCCUGGAGCUGGACGGCGGCCGGGUCAAACUCACGGUCAACCUGGAUUGUAUCAGGAUAGACUGUAAUCUCAGUAAAGGCCCAGAGAUGCUGUUAGCAGGACAGAAGCUGAAUGACAAUGAGUGGCACUCAGUGAAGGUGGUGCGUCGUGGGAAAAACCUGCAGCUGUCUGUGGACAAUGUGACUGUGGAAGGCCACAUGACUGGUGCCCACACUCGGCUGGAGUUCCACAACAUCGAGACCGGCAUCAUGACAGAGCGCCGUUUCAUCUCCGUGGUGCCAUCCAACUUCAUCGGGCACCUGCAGGCCCUCUCGUUCAACGGCAUACCUUACCUAGAUCAGUGUAAGAACGGAGACAUCUCCUACUGCGAGCUCAAUGCCCGCUUCGGCAUGCGCCGCAUCGUGGCCGACCCCGUGAUCUUCCACAGCCGGGCUAGCUACUUGGCCUUCUCAACCCUGCAGGCCUACACCUCCAUGCACCUCUUCUUCCAGUUCAAGACCACCAGCCCAGACGGCCUCCUGCUCUUCAACUCUGGAGACGGCAGUGACUUCAUCGUGGUGGAGCUCGUCAAAGGGUACAUCCACUAUGUCUUUGACCUGGGCAACGGGCCAUCACUGAUGAAGGGCAACUCUGAGAAACCGCUCAAUGACAACCAGUGGCACAACGUGGUGGUCUCCCGGGACGAAAACAACGUGCACAUCCUCAAAAUCGACACCCGCACCGUCACCCAGCACUCCAACGGAGCGCGUAACCUGGACCUAAAAGGGGAGCUGUAUGUCGGCGGUGUUGGGAGGAGCAUGUACAGCAGCCUGCCCAAGCUGAUCGCCUCCCGGGACGGGUACCAGGGCUGCCUGGCCUCUGUGGACCUGAACGGGAGACUCCCGGACCUGAUGGCGGACGCCCUCCACAGGGUGGGCCAGGUGGAGCGCGGCUGUGGAGGCCCGAGCACGACCUGUACAGAGGACUCGUGCCAUCACCAGGGGGUGUGUCUUCAGCAGUGGGAGGGCUUCUCCUGUGACUGUACCAUGACCACCUACGGAGGAGCGUUCUGCAGCGAUCCUGGGACCACGUAUAUCUUCGGGAAAGGAGGGGCCCUCAUCACGUACACCUGGGCCCCGAACGAGCGACCCAGCACCAGAGCCGACCGCCUGGCUGUUGGCUUCAGCACUCAGCUGAAAGACGCCAUCUUGGUCCGAGUGGAGAGCACCAGCGGACUAGGAGACUACCUUCAGCUGCAUAUAGAACUAGGAAAGAUCGGCGUGAUCUUCAACGUGGGGACGGAUGACAUUACCAUUGACGAGCCGGCUGUUAUAGUUAGCGAUGGCAAGUACCAUGUUGUGCGCUUCACACGCAGUGGUGGCAACGCCACACUCCAGGUGGACAACCAGCCUGUCAUCGAGCGCUACCCGCCAGGGAACUUUGAUAAUGAGCGCCUGGCUAUUGCUAGACAAAGAAUCCCAUACAGACUCGGUCGGGUAGUUGACGAGUGGCUACUCGACAAAGGACGACAGCUGACCAUCUUCAACAGCCAGGCGGCGAUAAAGAUCGGGGGUCAGGACAAGGGUCGUCCGUUCCAGGGUCAGAUCUCCGGGCUGUACUACAACGGGCUGCAGGUGCUGAAGCUGGCGGCGGAGAGUGACCCCAGUGUGCAGGCCGAGGGCAACCUGAGACUGGUGGGAGACUCCCUGUCGGUGUUGGUCACUGAGACCACGUCCACAACACCGCUGGCCGCCUCCGACAUGUCCACCACCAUCAUGGAGACCACCACCACCAUGGCCACUACCACCACCCGCAGACAACGCUCGCCCAGCAUGAGGGAAAGCAUCUCCCAGUCCCAGAACUCGGACGACAUCUUGGUGGCUUCCGCCGAGUGUCCCAGCGACGACGAGGACCUGGAUGAGUGUGAGCCAGGAACAGGAGGUGAAUUAGUGUUGCCUAUAAUAACAGUGGAUUCCCUUGAGCCCCCAUCCAUCGCCACCCGUUUCCCUCCUCUCCCCGCUCCUCCUCCUACCUCCCUGUCCCCCCUCGAGACUACCAAAGAGACCCUGAUGCUGUCCAACCCUCACCCCUCCUGCCCCCCGGACCAGGAGGACUGCGGUGACCCCGUGGAGGUCUCGGCCUUCGGUUCGGGGGAGAUGACGGAAUCCGAUGACGAGGACUUUUACAAAAACUCCCCCCUGGUCACCGACAGGACAGUCCUGCCUCCUCCGCCCCCCGCAGCCGGCGAGGGCGGGGCCCAGAAACCCCCUAAAUCCCGCCCCCCCCUUGCUCCCACCACCAACCCUGACCAGCUCCACAUCCCUGCGGGUAAAAUGAACACGCGCGACCAGGUGCUUCUGCCCCCCGCCCCUCCGUCCUCGCGGAAUACGCCAGGACUAACGUACCCCCCCAAUUUCCCCCAUGUGCCCACAGCGGACCCUACGGCCCCUGGUGAGAAGGUAAUGCACCCCGGCCUGGUGGAUAGGAUCGGGGAGUCCAGUAGCACCACAGGAAUGGUGGUGGGCAUCGUGGCGGCCGCCGCCCUCUGCAUACUCAUCCUCCUCUACGCCAUGUACAAGUACCGCAACCGCGACGAGGGCACCUACCAGACGGACCAGGGACACAACUUCAUCAACAACCCGGUCGCCGAGGGCAACGGGGCCAUGGUAAAACUAGAGAAGACGCCGAGCACGCCGACGGGCGCAGUGGCCAAGACCGUCACCAAGGGCAAGAAGAACAAAGACAAAGAGUAUUAUGUCUAAGGGAGAGCAAAGGCUGGAGAGCAUGAGAGAGAUAGGCUCAAGGCAGACCUUCCCUUCCAAUCUAUCCCCUAGAUAAGUAUCUCAAAUGUAUAGCAUUAUUGUUACAUUUGCACCCCGACAGAAAAAAAGUUUCAACAAAAAAAAACAAAGACAAUUGCCAACAUUAUUCCCACGACUCCCGGUAAAUUAUCCAUUCAGAAUUCAACAUAUCAAAUACUGAUAUUGGUUUACCUACCAUUCACACAGGAUCAGAACCAUAUUCAUGUAAGUGUAUAUAGCAGCCCUAUCUACCAACUGUUCGGCUGUGGUUCACAGUGACAUUAAGGGUGUCAGUGUAACAGUGUACGCCCAAAGAUGAUUUUGGUGAAGUGCGGAACGACGUCGUAGAGUUUACUCGAUUAAACGACAACCAUACCCGUUGGAGAUUAGGUGACCUUCCGAUACACAGACUAGCCCAUUUUGUGUUUUCCCGAAUUAAACGCCUUUCCGCUGUCUAUCUCUCUGGUUGCUCAUGGUGCUAGGUUGCUGGUCGGAUAUUAUUGAACCAUGUAUUAAGCAUGACGUAUUUCUUUCCUUAUGGAAAAUACAGGUUUUCAAAGGGAAUACACAGUUCACAGUCCAAUUCAGCCUACAAACCUCUAGUUGGAUGAAUUAGAUGAGCUGGAUUCUCUCAUCUCUGUACAAGGAGAGAUCUGCACAAUCUACAGUGUUUCAUUCCAUCCGGGAAGAAGUUCCUCAAGCUUCUCAAAUCUUGAAAAAAGCUAAAGGCUACUGUAGCAAAGAUAUUGCUCUGUAAACAUAUUUGUAUAUGUAUAGACGUUUAUGGGAUAAAAAAAAGAAUGGCUUCUGCGUUUGUUCCCUGGAGUGGAACAGACAUGGAAAAGACAUUUAUUGUGAGAUGUCUUGCCCCAACAAUUAGCACUGUCUUCACUCCGGCCAGAUCCCCUUUGCGGAGAAGUAGACAGUGGAUAUGAAAAGGGAGCUUCAGGACACAGAGUCACUUUUUAAGAACUUUUUGGUGGUCCCUGAGGAAAGGAGGGACAGGCCUAACCUUCAAAAUGGACACACAAAAAGAACUGGAAAGGCAAAAACAGUAGAAGAAAAUCUCUUAGAGAGACAAACUGUGUUUCCUUUGAAAGCAAACCGAACAUGCAUUCUGGUUUUUCUACCCGUGACUAAAAGACUAUUGUCAGAUGAGUAUUGAAGGGUUGUGAAUUGUAUAGCUAUUUCUCAGAUAUUUAGGUGUUUUACUUGUUGCCAUUCCUACGGUUCGUUUUUUUAUGUUGCCAAAUAAAAAAAAAAGAAGCAUUUUGUCUAUGAUUAGACAUCAUUGUCUUAUUUCAUUUUUUUCAUUUUAUGUCAACAUUGUCAUUAUUACAUUUUUUCUUUGUUUUCAUUAAGGACAAGGUUAGUUAUUGUAUGUAAUCAUAUCAAUAUGAAACACAAAAAAGACAUGCACUCUAUUUUGGGUGGGGGGCAUUUCUGUUUCGUUUGCCUUUUCAUUCAGCAUUUUCUGUACAAUGACAGACAUGACUCUCUUCACAUCGCCAUUCUCUCAGUUGUAUUACGUUGACAUUUUGUCUGUGAUUUCCUUCCAUCGUUUUUUUUUAUGAAGUGCCAUUUAACAUAGACUGCUCAGAGUAUAUCCCUGUCCUCACUCAAUGAUAUUGUAAAGUGUUCCUGUGAAAUCAAUCUUAAUUAUGUGUACAGUACAUUGACAGAGGGGAAAUACACUUGGUAAUAUACUUCGUACCCUCCCGA